Molecule: messenger RNA, 432 nt
Organism: Rangifer tarandus platyrhynchus (Svalbard reindeer)
Lineage: Eukaryota; Metazoa; Chordata; Mammalia; Artiodactyla; Cervidae
Source: the annotation of a GenBank genome assembly
AUGCUUUGCAGUCCUCGCUCGGACGUGCACGGCCGCAGAGGCAAAAAAAACGAGAAAGUGACGGAAUUCUUCCCCUGUUCUGUACGCAGGAAACUGGGCGGUUGUACGAGCAUGCCGUCUGUUGCGUGUUUUAUCAAAAAGGUAGUUGAGCCCGAUGUGUCUUGUCUCGGCCCCCCCUCUCUGCACCGGAAUCAUGCGCUCGGCUCACUGACACGAAAACUUCCUGCCAAGAAGUCUCGUGCGAUUAUCUGCGCCUCCGACUGGUACGAGUGUCUGCGUCGUCUCACCCGGGAUUCUGCGUUCCCACAAUGGGGAACAGUUUCAUAUGGUCUGUGCCUCCGCUCUGCGCAGGGAAAGAACAGUAAACUCGUAUCAGGUUUCUGCCAGCAUUUCUUCUUGUUCGUGCGUCAUUCGCCGCAGUCGUCAGACUAA